This is a messenger RNA of Abrus precatorius (Indian licorice), 3291 nucleotides long. RefSeq names its product ABC transporter G family member 28-like. NCBI's taxonomy places the organism in Eukaryota, Viridiplantae, Streptophyta, Magnoliopsida, Fabales, Fabaceae. The record is from RefSeq and is a predicted model, not a curated record. The coding region runs from base 1 to 3291 and encodes 1096 amino acids. Gene Ontology annotation, molecular function: ATP binding; ATP hydrolysis activity; ABC-type transporter activity. The transcript has 14 exons.
AUGCAUCUUCCUAGCGAUACAAGGAAGGUUGCUUUUGUUAUAGUUGUUGUAAUAAGCUACAUUGUGGGGCCAUGGCCAGUUUCAUGUCAACAGAGUGGUUCGAGUGGUGGUGCUGGCGUUGAGAUAUUCGCACAAGAAAUGUAUCGUGGCAUGUCCAAUUAUACAUAUGUGUUCAAGGGUGCAAUUAAAAAAGAAUUGGGCUAUUGCAUAGUUGAUGUGGACGCUGAUUGGGAUGGGGCGUUCAAUUUCACCAAAGAUCUUACCUUUUUGACCAUGUGUGCCCAGCAAAUGAAAGGAGAUAUUACUCAACGCUUGUGCACAGCAGGGGAAAUAGAAGCCUAUGCUCGAAGUUUCGCUUCAGGGGACAAGUCAGGAACCAAAUCAAACUUUUUGAAGCCCAACAUAAAUUGUAAUAUGAGUUCAUGGGUUAAUGGUUGUGAACCAGGAUGGGGGUGUAGAGCUAAUCAAAAAGUAGACCUUAAUAGUAACAAGAAGGAUAUACCUAUUAGAUCUGCUGAAUGCCUACCAUGUUGUGAAGGUUUCUUUUGCCCUCGUGGUCUCACAUGCAUGAUACCUUGUCCUUUGGGUUCUUACUGUCCACGUGCAGAACUCAAUAAAACUAGUGGAAUAUGUGAACCAUAUCGUUAUCAGCUACCUCCUGGAAAGCCUAACCAUACUUGUGGAGGGGCAGAUAUUUGGGCAGAUAUUACAAGUAGCAGUGAGGUAUUUUGUUCAGCAGGGUCAUUUUGUCCCUCUACAAUCGUAAAAAAUCCUUGCAAUAAGGGGUAUUACUGCAGAACAGGUUCUACUGCUCAAGAGAGGUGUUUUAGGUUGGCAACCUGUGAGCCUAAAUCAGCAAAUCAAAAUAUCACUGCAUAUGGUGUCCUGGUUUUUGCUGGCUUGUGUUUCUUGCUUAUUAUCAUAUACAAUUGUUCUGACCAAGUUCUUGCAACAAGAGAAAGAAGACAAGCAAAAUCAAGAGAAAGGGCUGCUCAAAGUGUAAGAGAAUCACAAGCACGUGAAAAGUGGAAAUCUGCUAAAGAUAUUGCCAAGAAACAUGCAGUAGGAUUGCAAUCACAGUUAUCACGUACAUUUUCUCGCAAAACAACUUCAAGAAAGCCAGAUUUGAAAGGUUUUGGCUCUAAACAUUCAGAUUUACCCCCUGUUGUUGGUCCAUCAAAAGGAAAGAAAAAGGAUAAAAAUAACCUCUCAAAAAUAAUAAAUGAUAUUGAGGAAAACCCUGAUAGUGAAGAAGGGUUUAAUGUUCAGAUAGGAGAUAAAAAUGUUAAAAAGCAAGCACCAAGGGGAAAGCAGUUGCAUACUCAAAGCCAAAUUUUCAAGUAUGCAUAUGGUCAAAUUGAGAAAGAAAAGGCUUUACAGGAACAAAACAAAAACUUGACAUUUUCGGGAGUAAUUUCAAUGGCUAGUGAUAUUGAAAUAAGGAAGAGGCCUACAAUUGAGGUUGCUUUCAAAGAUUUAACACUUACUUUAAAAGGGAAAAAUAAACAUCUAUUAAGAUGUGUGACUGGUAAACUACAUCCUGGCAGAGUUUCAGCAGUCAUGGGCCCUUCUGGGGCUGGUAAGACAACAUUUCUUUCAGCUUUAACUGGAAAAGCAACUGGAUGUCACACAACUGGACAAGUUCUUGUAAAUGGCCAAGAAUCUUCUAUUAGAUCAUACAAGAAGAUCAUUGGAUUUGUGCCACAAGAUGAUAUUGUGCAUGGCAAUUUGACAGUGGAAGAGAAUUUGUGGUUCAGUGCUAGAUGCAGACUUUCUGCUGAUCUUCCAAAAGAAGAGAAAGUGUUAGUGGUUGAAAGAGUCAUUGAGGCCUUAGGUCUACAGGCAAUAAGGGAUUCUCUAGUUGGAACAGUGGAGAAGAGAGGAAUCUCUGGAGGUCAAAGGAAAAGAGUAAAUGUUGGACUUGAAAUGGUGAUGGAACCUUCCCUUCUAAUUUUGGAUGAGCCUACAUCCGGUUUGGACAGCUCAUCUUCUCAGUUACUUCUUAGAGCACUUAGGCGUGAAGCUCUUGAAGGAGUAAACAUAUGCGUGGUACUUCAUCAACCGAGUUACACCUUAUUCAAGAUGUUUGAUGAUUUUAUACUGCUUGCAAAAGGUGGUCUUACUGUGUAUCAUGGACCCAUAAACAAAGUGGAAGAGUACUUUUCCAGUAUGGGCAUUGUUGUCCCUGAUCGUGUUAACCCUCCAGAUUAUUACAUUGACAUUUUAGAAGGAAUAGUAAAACUUAGUCCAAGCACAGGAGUGAACUAUAAACAACUACCUGUUAGAUGGAUGCUUCAUAAUGGGUACCCAGUGCCCAUGGAUAUGUUACAAACUGUAGAAGGAAUGGCCACCACAAGUGAAGGUUCAACGCAUGGAGCAGCAAAUCCUGCAGAGAAUGCUGAAGCACCCUCUUUUGCUGGAGAACUUUGGCAGGAUGUAAAGUGCAAUGUUGAGAUGAAGAAGGAAACCCUUCAUCAUAACUUCUUAAAUUCAAAUGAUUUGUCUAAUAGGAUGACACCAGGAGUGUUCACACAAUACAAAUACUUUCUCGGAAGAGUUGGUAAGCAGAGGCUAAGAGAAGCUAGAACACAAGCUGUAGAUUUUCUGAUUUUACUACUAGCUGGUCUCUGCUUAGGAACACUUGCAAAAGUGAGUGAUGAAACAUUUGGGGCAACCGGUUACACAUACACUGUAAUAGCAGUAUCACUUCUUUCCAAGAUUGCGGCUUUGAGAUCAUUCUCAUUGGAUAAGUUGCACUACUGGAGGGAAAGCUCUUCAGGCAUGAGUAGCCUGGCUUACUUUCUUUCAAAGGAUACUGUAGACCAUUUCAGUACAAUUAUCAAACCUCUAGUUUAUCUUUCCAUGUUCUAUUUCUUCAACAAUCCAAGAUCAUCUGUCACAGAUAACUACUUUGUUCUGCUGUGUCUAGUAUAUUGUGUCACUGGCAUAGCUUAUGUGUUAGCAAUCUUCUUUCAACCAGGUCCAGCUCAGCUGUGGUCAGUGUUACUCCCAGUAGUUUUGACUCUUGUGGCAACCUAUGAUAAUGAAGAAGAUAGCAGUAUUGUGCGCUUUAUAUCUGAUUUGUGCUACACCAAGUGGGCCCUUGAAGCAUUUGUAAUAUCAAAUGCAAAAAGAUAUGCUGGAGUUUGGUUAAUAAGUCGAUGUGGUGCACUUCAUUCCUAUGGCUAUGAUCUCAAAGAUUGGUACCAAUGUUUAGGCCUUCUUAUCGUAACAGGAAUUAUUAGCCGUAUGCUUGCAUUUUUUUGUAUGAUAACCUUCCAAAAGAAAUAG